UUUCAGCCAAAAGACGAACACCUCAAUAGACUGUGCAAACGAAGCGAUUAAUAGUGGAGCAAGAAACACUGAUUUUGUGAAAACAGAGUAAAACGGUGGAUAUCCAGCUGCUAAAGAGGAAGAGAGAUCAAGGUCACGUGACGACUGUUUUUUCAUAGUUCCAACAUGGCGGUCUGUAUUGCUGUCAUUGCAAAAGAGAACUAUCCUCUGUACAUCCGGAGUGUACCUACGGAGAAUGAGUUGAAGUUUCAUUACACGGUCCAUACCUCGCUGGAUGUGGUGGAGGAGAAGAUAUCUGCGGUGGGAAAAGCCCUGGUUGAUCAAAGAGAAUUGUAUCUUGGUCUGCUGUACCCAACAGAAGAUUACAAAGUAUACGGCUAUGUCACAAACUCCAAGGUGAAAUUCGUCAUCGUCGUCGAUUCUUCGAACACAUCUCUAAGAGACAAUGAAAUCCGCAGCAUGUUCCGAAAGCUGCAUAACUCCUUCACUGACGUGAUGUGCAACCCUUUCUACAACCCUGGUGACCCCAUCCAAUCAAAGGCCUUUGACAGCAUGGUGUCUGCGAUGAUGGUGCAAGCUUGCUGAUAACUCUGCUGUCAGAUCUUGUGCUUUGUACAUAACCCCUCCCCAUAAUUCUUUAUUUUGUAUUUAUGACAUUUGCCUGCUUCUUCAUAAAAUAAAGCAUUCAUUCUUCCUGUA
Molecule: messenger RNA, 699 nt
Organism: Anguilla rostrata (American eel)
Lineage: Eukaryota; Metazoa; Chordata; Actinopteri; Anguilliformes; Anguillidae
Gene: trappc2l
Product: trafficking protein particle complex subunit 2L
Exons: 5
Coding region: 166-585 (139 amino acids)
Biological process (GO): endoplasmic reticulum to Golgi vesicle-mediated transport
Cellular component (GO): TRAPP complex; cytoplasm; nucleus
Source: RefSeq, a predicted model, not a curated record